Alnus glutinosa is the source of this 706-nucleotide messenger RNA. RefSeq lists its product as uncharacterized. The transcript has 3 exons. The record is from RefSeq and is a predicted model, not a curated record. Bases 190 to 501 code for a protein of 103 amino acids. NCBI's taxonomy places the organism in Eukaryota, Viridiplantae, Streptophyta, Magnoliopsida, Fagales, Betulaceae.
CGUUUCUUUCUUCAUUUCUCUUCUAUUCUUUCUUCUUCCUUGUUCUUCUGUUCGAACGAGGCAGAGACAUUGAGACUGAGAGGUGACGAGAGAGAUGUCGAGAGACUGAGAGGGAAAGAGAGAAGAGAGAUCGGAGAGAGAGAGAGUUUCAAAGGGAGAGACCGAAAGAUGAGAUCGGGAGGGUGAGAGAUGAGAUCGGGAGGGGGAGAACCGGAGUACCCAAAAGCUUGGGGAGGUCCGAUCCUCCAUGAUCGGCGGCUUGGACUGAAAUCUGGCGAUGGAGGAGCUCCGGCGGAACCCAAGGGCUUGAAUCCGCUACCCAUGAGCCCAGAAAACCCGAGAACCCGUAACCGUGACCCGUGCGACCCGCGACCCGAGAAGAAGACCCGGUUCUUGGAAGCGAUUUCCGGCGGAAUCAAUGGCAUUUUCCGGUGGAUUUGCUAUGAAAAUCCUUGGGAUGAUGAGUUAAGAGUUGAAAGACUGUACAAAAAGGGAUCAUGAGAUUGUGGUGUUAACCACAAUCACAUGCGAGUUUUGCAGGAACGAAGAUAGGAGCUGCUAGGUUGAUUAAGGACGAGACCUUUAGUUUGUAAAUUUUAUAUACAAUGAUUCCGUAAUGUUCGUACCGCAUGUGGUACACUUAUUAUUAUUGAAAUGUAUGUUAUUAUAUCAAAUCAAAUAGUUAUUAUUUUAUAUAUUGAGUUUA